AUGAAUACAUCAAAAUUGCGUGCUGUUCUAAAAGGACAUAAAGGAGCUGUAGCGAAACUUACGGCGAAGUUAGAAGAAGUGACAGACGAGACAGAAGUCGAGGAAAACGAGAAUAUUCUUCAUUCACUGGAGAAGAAACUUCAAAGCAUAAAUGAUCUACACGAGAAGAUAAUAGACAGUAUUCCAGAAGACAAAGAAGAUGAAAUAGAGAGAGAAGUUAUAGAGCAAGAUGAUUACAUCUACAUUCUACAGUCUACAAUCAACAAAAUCAAGAAGACGAUAAAGGUAAAAAAUUCAAAUUUAAACAUUGCGGCCCCAUCAUUUACACGCCCAUUGAGCUCAACUGAGAAUGCAGAGGUACAGCCGCAUGAAAUAUCGUCAGGUAUGAAUAAUCGUGAGACAGUUCCAUUUCCGAACUUUAGUGCAAAUUCACAGUCUUACAACUCUGUGCAUAGCUCAAUAUACCACAGACUGCCGAAACUUGAUCUUCCUACUUUUAAUGGCAGUAUUCUUGAAUGGCAAUCUUUCUGGGAUUCCUAUGAAUCAGCUAUACAUGCAAACCCGUCGCUUACAGAUGUUCAGAAAUUUAAUUAUUUGAAAUCGUUGCUAAAACAAGAUGCCUUACAAACAGUAGCAGGAUUUGCCCUUACUAACACUAAUUAUCAGAAAGCCAUAUCACUUCUACAUGAGAGAUACGGACAAAGAGAAAAGAUUAUUCAAACAUACAUGAAAGCGCUGCUUGAUAUGCCUGCGCCUACAUAUUCAUUUGCAGGUCUCAGACAUUUUUAUGACAAUACAGAAAUUUAUAUAAGAGGUUUAGAAUCGCUGGGCCAAACAGAAGACACAUACGGUUCAUUGCUAGUUCCGGUUAUUUUGAAUAAAUUGCCAGCAGAAAUAAGAAAGAGUAUGACACGUGAGCACGGGUCGUCUACGUGGAAUCUGAGUGACAUUAGAAAAUGCUUACUUAAGGAACUUACAAUUAUGGAUGCCGGAAAUGAUCUCGAGUCCCCUCUGAGUUUUCCCUAUACUGCAUCAUUUGUGACAAAUGCUAAAUCCAGUGAAAGGCCGACCAAUAAAAAGGUUAGUUACCAACAACCCAGAUAUGUGAAUCAAAAGCUUUGUGCGUUCUGUAAAGGAUCCCAUGUGAGUACAGACUGUAAAAAUGUGAAUAAUUAUGAGGACAGAAUGAAAAUUGCUAAGCGAGAUCGGUUAUGUUACAACUGCCUAGGAAAACACAAGAUAUCAGACUGCAAGUCCAAAUCCGUGUGUAGAAAAUGCUCCCUUCGUCAUCACACACACACAAGUCUAUGUAAAGGAAAUACAGACACCGGAAGUGAUCAGAAAACCCAGAAUGCACCUAAAACUAGCGUGGAAACCCACAGCGCAAAAGACACGGACACAGUGAUGUUACAUUCUGCCAACACAUAUGCCAAGGAAGAAGUUUUACUUAAAACGGCAGUUUCUACUAUAGAGUCGGAAUACACAACCGCGGAAGCAAAUAUAUUAUUUUGGUGCGCAAAGGUCGUUCAUGACAGAAAGUAUGGCCAAAACGUUGCACGUGACCCCUAUCAAUUUAUCAGGAUUUGGCGCGAAGCAGAGAAAAGUUCGGCAUUUAGAUACCGCCACUAUAUACUUACAAGCAGAUGA
Molecule: messenger RNA, 1647 nt
Organism: Mercenaria mercenaria
Lineage: Eukaryota; Metazoa; Mollusca; Bivalvia; Venerida; Veneridae
Exons: 1
Coding region: 1-1647 (548 amino acids)
Source: RefSeq, a predicted model, not a curated record